This is a messenger RNA of Triticum turgidum subsp. durum (durum wheat), 543 nucleotides long. The record is from the annotation of a GenBank genome assembly. NCBI's taxonomy places the organism in Eukaryota, Viridiplantae, Streptophyta, Magnoliopsida, Poales, Poaceae.
AUGCAGAGCGGGAGAUCAGCGCUGCCGCGCCUGAGCCCGUCGUCGAGCUCCUCAUUCCUGCGUGGGCUGGGCCUGGACAUCUCGUCAUCGUCGCCGGCGUCGAUGUCGUCAGGUCAGCAUCAACAACAGCACCACCACCACCAGGAGCCCAUGCAAAUGCAGUUCCCGGAGGGGUCGCUGCAGCAAUGGCUGCCGCGGUUGGAGCCCGAGCCAGCUCCGAUGAUGUCAACCGGGCUGGGCCCCGGGUUACCAUACGACUCUACCGGCGGUCCGAUGGGGUUGCCGGAGCUCAUGAUGGGCCAGUCAUCACUGUUCAGCGCCAAGCCGGCCACGCUGGACUUCUUGGGGCUCGGGAUGAGCCCCACCGGCCCAACGACGAGCAGGGGCCUCCCCGUGCUCAUGCAGCCCAUGGGCGGCCCGGACCGGCAGCGGGGCAGCGGAGACGUUCGGCUCCGGCCAGGGCGCUCAGGCCAAGCCGUGGGAGAGGAACCCGAGCAGCUCGCCGAUCCUGUGAAAGGACUGCUGGGCAGUAGUAACACGUAG